ACGGGGGGGGGAGCCCGGCCAGACGUGCCGGGAGUCACAGGGUAACGCACGUCGCCGCCGUCCACCCACUCGGCCGCAUUUAACCCGGCCCUCCGCCUCCCUCCGCUCCUCAGCCGGCGAGGCGGGGACGCGGCAUGAGCUGCCCGCGCUGAGCUCGGCACCGCUUCGCACCGCUCCGCUCCUCCCGGCUCCCGCGGCACCGCACCGCUCCGCGCCCCCAUGGAGCGCAUCCCCAGCGCGCAGCCCCCGCCCGUGUGCCUGGGCAAGCUGCCCGCCCUGGAGAGCGCCGAUGUGCCGGGGUAAGGCUGCUGGGGGGACAGGACGAGGAGAGCGUCCCCCCGCCGCGGCCCCGGGGACAGGGGUAACCUCGCUGCUUUCGUUUCGCCCGUGCAGGCUGGACUUCGCGCACAUGUACCAAGUGUACAAGCCCAGGAGGGGGUUAAAGAGGAGCGAGGACAACAAGGACACCUACAAGCUGCCCCACAGGCUGAUAGAGAAGAAGCGGCGCGAUAGGAUCAACGAGUGCAUCGCCCAGCUCAAGGACCUGCUGCCCGAGCACCUCAAGCUGACGACCCUGGGCCACCUGGAGAAGGCGGUGGUGCUGGAGCUGACCCUGAAGCACGUGAAGGCGCUGACAGCGCUCAUCGAGCAGCAGCAGCAGAAGAUCCUGGCGCUGCAGAGCGGGCUGCAGGCGGGUGACCUGUCAGCGAGGAGCCUCGACUCCAGCCAGGAGAUGUUCCGCUCCGGCUUCCAGCUGUGCGCCAAGGAGCUGCUGCAAUACGUGGCCAAGCACGACAACAAGGAGCUGAAGGCGGCGCAGCUGGUGGGGCACCUGCACCGCGUGGCGGCCGAGCUGCUGCCGGGCGGCCCCAAGGACCUGAAGGAGAAGGCGGUGCCGGGGGGCAAGGCGGGCGAGGGGCGCGGGCAGAACUGCGUGCCCGUCAUCCAGAGGACAUUCGCUGCCUCCAGCGGGGAGCAGAGCGGCAGCGACACAGACACGGACAGCGGCUACGGGGGGGAGCUGGAGAAAAGCGACUCCAAACCGGAGCAGCCCUAUUUCCCAAAGGAUACCGAACUGAAAUACGCCGUCCAGGAGAGGAUCGGCUCCAUCAAGCAGGAGAGCGAGGACCCUCCAGCCAAGAGGAGCAGGCUGGAGGUGCCCGAUGAUGACAGCCCCUUUGGCGGCGAGGUGAUGGGCGCCGCGGGCGGCUUCCUGCCCCCCCACGCCCACCAGCCCCCCCUGUGCCUGCCCUUCUACCUGAUCCCGCCGUCCGCCACCGCCUACCUGCCCAUGCUGGAGAAGUGCUGGUACCCGGCCUCUGUCCCCGUGCUGUACCCCGGGCUGCCCGCGCCCGCCGCCGCCGCGCUCACCGGCUUUGUGGGCCCCGAUAAGCUGUCCCCUCCACUGCUGCUGCCCCAGAGACUGCCCUCCCCGGGGCCCACCCGCUCCCCCAUCGACUCCUCGGCCCUGCUGCAGGCGCUGAAGCAGAUCCCCCCGUUGAACUUGGAAACCAAAGACUAAGCGCGGCGUGGGUUUUGGUUUUUUGUCCUUUUUUUUUUUUUUUUUCCAGUUUGAGACCGUUUCACUUUUAUGCAUUGGCUGGAGGGAGGUGUGGGCCGCGGCUCGCGGCGUGCAGGGAGCCACAUCCCUGUCCUCUGUGCCAGGGAGCGUGCAGGAGGAUGAAGGAGGCACCCGGGUUGGUCGUGCGGAGCUGCUUCCAAAAGGACAAGAAAAGAGCUCGAUGCUUUCCGCCCCCCUCUCUGCACCCACAGAAUGGGUUGGCUCAGUCAGCUGCCGUGUGUCAAAGCUGUGAAAAAACACCCCGAGAGGCAGAUGUGGGGAUGUAGGGUCUGGAUGUCCCCAGUGGAAGGUAUGGACGGCCCUGCUGCAGGGUACGGGUGCCCUCCGUGGUAUGUCGGGGGCUCUGAGCUGUAGGGUCUGGGUGACCCUGAUGGUACUUUGGGGGCUCUGAGCUGUAAGGUCUGGAUGUCCCCAGUGGAGGGUCAGGAUGUCCCCCACGGUGCCUUGUGCUGUAGGGUCUGGCUGUCCCCAGUGGUACUUUGGGGGCUCAGCGCUCCCAGCCCGGCCGUGCGCCGGUCAGUGGUUCAGGCAGGCUGAAGAUGGGUUUCUCUCCUCACCUUUGCUGAUACAUAUUUUAAUAAAUAAAAGGUAGAUGCUG
This is a messenger RNA of Numida meleagris (helmeted guineafowl), 2180 nucleotides long. RefSeq names its product basic helix-loop-helix family member e40 (gene BHLHE40). Bases 290 to 1522 code for a protein of 410 amino acids. Gene Ontology annotation, cellular component: nucleus. Gene Ontology annotation, biological process: circadian regulation of gene expression; anterior/posterior pattern specification; regulation of transcription by RNA polymerase II. Gene Ontology annotation, molecular function: RNA polymerase II cis-regulatory region sequence-specific DNA binding; protein dimerization activity; DNA-binding transcription factor activity, RNA polymerase II-specific. The record is from RefSeq and is a predicted model, not a curated record. Lineage: Eukaryota; Metazoa; Chordata; Aves; Galliformes; Numididae. The transcript is spliced from 4 exons.